This is a messenger RNA of Prorocentrum cordatum, 732 nucleotides long. NCBI's taxonomy places the organism in Eukaryota, Dinophyceae, Prorocentrales, Prorocentraceae. The record is from the annotation of a GenBank genome assembly.
CUCAUGAAUCAGAUGCAGAACAAUCUGAAUGCCAGCAUCUCACAGCAGAUCCAGGCCAUGCAGACCUCCAUUCAAGCUAGCUUCACCGAGCAGUUCGGGGUGCUCUCCAACUCUGUCAACCUGAGGCUCGACGACCAGAAUGCUGCCAUAGCGAUCCAGACCGCACAUCUAAAGUCUGUUCAGGAGACGGUGAACAAGCACUCGGCCGCGAUCGCCAUCCUGCAGGCUCAGUCUAGGGCAUCCAGCUCGACGGCGCACUUUGAGCAGGUCAAGAGCCAGAUCAUGACGGACAUCAUGGUCAACAACGUUACCCCUCAGUUCCAUCGGAUUAGUCAGUCGUAUAGUCUCACCUUCACCAGCGAGGCCCUGGCGAAAGAGUUCUCGGAGGUCUUCAACAAUGCUAACGCCACAUGGCAAGACCCCAGGGAUGGUGGGAUCCACUUUCUCAAGUCGCGGACGGAUUUGCCGAAGGAUGUCAGAACCACACAGCGCGCCCUCAGCAGAUGCUGGGACCCGAUCAUCGAGCUCUUCGCUGAGAGCCCUAAGUACACGCCGCAGAGCAAGCCCAUCAUCAAUGGCUACAAGGGCACCAUUCACUGGACUGACGGGGAAGAUGUAUGGCCGCUGGUGACAUGCACGGAUGUGAAUCACGCCGCCUUCACCUUCGACGUGGAUCAGCCUACGUGCGACUACUUCGACAUCGACGUAGCCAAGCUGACCACGAUCAUGGCG